Molecule: messenger RNA, 527 nt
Organism: Cajanus cajan (pigeon pea)
Lineage: Eukaryota; Viridiplantae; Streptophyta; Magnoliopsida; Fabales; Fabaceae
Source: RefSeq, a predicted model, not a curated record
CUCUGACCUGAUUGUAUGUAUAUAUUUUUGCAUUUAUUCAGUGGUCCCCGUGAAGAUGCAACUAGAAUUGGUUCUGCUGGAGUUGUGAGGAGACAGGCUGUGGAUAUCUCACCCCUCCGACGUGUUAAUCAGGCUAUCUAUCUUCUAACAACCGGUGCUCGUGAAGCUGCUUUCAGGAAUAUCAAGACCAUUGCUGAAUGCUUGGCUGAUGAGCUUAUUAAUGCAGCAAAGGGUUCAUCCAACAGUUAUGCCAUCAAGAAAAAGGAUGAGAUUGAAAGAGUUGCCAAGGCUAAUCGUUAAGCUGUCUGUAGAAGCAGUAUUGGUGACCGGAAAGAUUUUGUUUCUAUCUUUGUACUUCAUUUAUUUAAAUUUCGAAUAUUGUGUAAUACUUUCAAUGGCUUUAGUUAAUUUUUAGUUUGCUUAAGGAUUUACAUGAACGAUUUUGUUGCUUGGACGUAAAUUUAUAUUCCAAGACCCCGAGUUUAGCACUAUCCUGCUUCAUAAAUUGCUGUGAUGAUUCAACUGCU